AUGUGGCGAUCCCGUCCCAGAAUGAGUUCACAGCUGAUGGCAGAGUUGGAAGAGGCUCUAGAAGACAAUUCUGACUUCCCGGUUAGCUUGCACGCUCACUUAUAUUUGACGUCUGAUAAUUCGUCGCAUCACGUUAUGUUCGGGACCAGCUUGGAUGUUUCUCCAGUACUGUCGUUCGGUCUGAUGUGCAGUGCUUGUAUGAGCCUGUUAGCGCCGUGCCAUAAGCAAACCUUCCAACACUGUGCAAAAAUGUGGCGAUCCCGUCCCAGAAUGAGUUCACAGCUGAUGGCAGAGUUGGAAGAGGCUCUAGAAGACAAUUCUGAAUGCCUGAAUGCCCCUUCCUGCCAAAUUCCCGUUGCCUUCCUCCCCCCCCCCAUUUUGAUUAACGCACUGCAGCAGCUGACAGGUAUCGAGUACCCCGGUGGGCCACUACAGGCCCCAGACAGGAUGCGGUAUUCCGCUUGUGCAUCUCACUGA
Molecule: messenger RNA, 477 nt
Organism: Opisthorchis viverrini
Lineage: Eukaryota; Metazoa; Platyhelminthes; Trematoda; Opisthorchiida; Opisthorchiidae
Exons: 4
Coding region: 1-477 (158 amino acids)
Source: RefSeq, a predicted model, not a curated record